This is a messenger RNA of Spirometra erinaceieuropaei, 591 nucleotides long. NCBI's taxonomy places the organism in Eukaryota, Metazoa, Platyhelminthes, Cestoda, Diphyllobothriidea, Diphyllobothriidae. The record is from the annotation of a GenBank genome assembly.
AUGGUGCGUCAGCUGCACGACGGUAUGAUGGCGCGAUUCACGGACAACGGAGCUGUCUCAGAGGCAUUAGCAGUGACCACCGGAGUGAAGCAGGGCUGUGUGCUGGCGCCUACCCUCUUCAGUCUUAUGUUCUCUGCCAUGCUGAUGGACGCCUACCGCGACGAACGCCCCGGGAUCCGCCUCGCCUACAGGACGGACGGUCACCUCCUGAAUCAACAGCGGAUGCACUUCCAAUCGCGCGUAUCCACAACCACCGUUCACGAACUCCUCUUCGCCGACGACUGCGCCCUGAAUACCACCUCGGAAGAGGAGAUGCAACGGAGCCUGGACCUGUUCUCCGCCGCCUGCGAGAAUUUCGGUCUGGUCAUUAACACGCAGAAGUCGGUGGUGAUGCACCAACAGCCACCCAACUCAGCCACAGCCCCCAACGCGCCGCCGCAAAUCGGCGUGAAUGGGACCCAACUGCAAGUGGUGGAAAACUUCCCGUACCUGGGCAGUACUCUCUCCCGCAACGCCAAGACCGACGACGAAGUCGCCAACAGGAUCUCGAAAGCCAGUCAAGCCUUCGGUCGCCUCCAAAGCACAGUUUGA